Molecule: messenger RNA, 1913 nt
Organism: Salvelinus namaycush (lake trout)
Lineage: Eukaryota; Metazoa; Chordata; Actinopteri; Salmoniformes; Salmonidae
Product: GTPase IMAP family member 4-like
Exons: 3
Coding region: 67-885 (272 amino acids)
Molecular function (GO): GTP binding
Source: RefSeq, a predicted model, not a curated record
UAUACAUCCGGUGAAAUAUCUGUCUCAUCUAGCUGUGAUUAAACUUUGGAAUAACUAAACAGCAACAUGGAAUCGGAGAAAGAAGUGCAAUCAACAGGAGAAGAUGCCCCUGACCCAGAGGAGGAAGAGAAGAGGCUGGCGGCAGCAGCCCGGGAAGCCAACCAUCUAACUGAGUUGAGGCUGGUGCUGUUGGGCUGGAGGUGGCCUGGGAAGAGCCUGACAGGCAACACCAUACUGGGCCAUGAGGAGUUCCGCCUGGAGCGGGCGGCUGAAUUCUGCGUCAAGCGUCAGACUGAGGUGGAGGGGCGCCAGGUGACGGUAAUAGACACGCCGGGCUGGUUCUCGACCCAGUCCACGCCACCAGUCUACCAGCAGGAGAUGGUGCGGGGCGCCUCCAUGUGCGGGCCCCUGGGCCCCCACGCUUUCUUGCUGGUUAUCCCUGUGGGCAUGUUUACCGAGGUGGACCGGGCCCGCAUCGAGGAGCACCUGGCUCUGUUCGGGGAGCGCGUGUGGAGGCAUACCAUCGUGGUGUUCACCUGGGCAGAUGUGCUGAGGAACAUGUCCAUCGAGAGGCACAUCAAGCGAGAGGGGAAGGAUCUGCAGUGGGUGCUGGAAAAGUGCAAGAUGCGGUACUUUGUCAUCAGCAACUACAUAUUUGGGGAGCACCCCCAGCUGCGGCAGCUUAUGGAGAAGAUAGAGAAGGUGGUGGCGGAGGAGGGCAUCUAUAGCCCAGAGGAGGUGGAGGAGAAGAAACCUCUGGGCCAGAAUCAGAACCAAACCCAGAACCGGGAGCUUGGGGCAAGGCCCAAAGUGAAUUCUGCCGUAGGAUUGGCCAAAAUGGACAUGGACCCGCCCCACAAUUCAGUGGAUGGACUGACUGACUGACUGAAGGAGAGCUGGUGAGCCACCGCAGUUCUGAUUUGAGAGCUCUAUGUCCAUACGUUACCCCAACCUCAGGGCCUGUAUUCAUUAAGCGUCUCAGUUGGAAUGUUGAUCUACGAUCAGUUCCCCUUUUAGAUCAUAAUGAAUGAGAUGGGGGGGGGGGGGGUCUUGAUCCUAGAUCAGUACUCCUACUCUGAGAUGCUUUAUGAAUACAGGCCCAGAUUCUUUUAAACCUUUAAGACUUAAUCUCUCUCCCAUUAAUAUACAUAAUAGUUAUCUGUAACUGGAUGUAGGCUAAAGUGAUCAGGGGUCAUGUUAAUGCAGAAUUCUGCGUUUUUCACACGGGAAAAAAAGAUAAAACCCAUAAAUAUCUUGCUGCAUUUUGUAAACGCAGAUCUAAAAUGCUUCUUGUAAUUGCUGCUCGGCAUCAGGCUUCUUUUUUGCUUCAGUUGCAAUUCUACACUCCAAUGAGAAUUCACAAACGGGCAUUCUAUCAGAAGACCGCGCUCUGACUGAUGUGUAGCUACUUUUCUUCAAUACAUUUAUUGGUGUAGCCUACUUUUCUCUGGUAAAAUGUAAGAUUAACUUCAAGCAAAACCUAAGAAAAUGAUGUGGCUGCUAGCCAAAUAGCGUUUCACUUCUGUUGUCAUCUGAUGAAAAUGAAGCUAUUUUCUGAUUAAUGUGUUGCACUAAUGUAUUUUCUGUGAAGGAAAACUAGUUGCACGUCCCUGAUCACUCUAUUGAAGCAACAAAAAAACUCACUUUACUUUUAAUAUAAAGUGGUUUAAAACCUUGAUUUUGUGAUGGUCUGCGUUUUGAAAAUGUAGAUUUCUGAACUCUAACGAGAUCCCUGGUGAUGCUGUUCUUGCUUUUUGAGACUGUUAGGCCUACCUCGUACCUAUGACAGUUCUGAUGCAAUGUAUAUAUUUGGGGAUUUUAUUGUAUCCGAUUUGCACAUGAAGUAAGAAGCAAAUCACAUACAGUACCAGUCAAAAGUUUGGACACACCAACUCAUUCUAGGAUUUUCCUUU